Messenger RNA from Fraxinus pennsylvanica, 3951 nucleotides. The record is from the annotation of a GenBank genome assembly. NCBI's taxonomy places the organism in Eukaryota, Viridiplantae, Streptophyta, Magnoliopsida, Lamiales, Oleaceae.
AUGGGCAGUGGAGUGGGAGGAAACUCAUCGUCAUCAACUUCAAAUUUAUCAGCUCUAGCCCCACCGUUUACUGUUGAAAGAUCAAACCCUAAAUUCAGUUCUAUCCCAAUUUUGUGUUUCUCGGAUUCAUCGUAUGCUACUGCACCCAAUAGCCAAACAUGGCAAUAUCCACAUCCUUCUGCUCCUGGACCUGAAUUAAAUAUUGAUUCCAAAAUAAUGGAUCACUUUCCUUUCGCACAUUCCAGUCCUACUCCUAUUAGCCCGCCUAGUAUUGAUUGGUCUGUGCCCAUUAGCCCGCCUAGUACCAAUUGGUCUGCUUUGAGCAGUAAUGCUAAAACUUCGACUGAUGUGUUUUCAUAUGCUGGGGAGGUCAAGCCUUAUUAUUCCCCUUAUGUCUCUACUAUGGUUGGCAAAGAUAACCCAUCUGUUGUCGAAUAUGAACCUUUUUAUGAUCCGAGGCCCACCUCUGGACCAGAUUUAUCCUCUCAAGUUGAUUAUGUUCAGAGCUUGUCUGGCUUGGAAUACGCUCCACAGUGGCAUGAUGCUUGGGCCUUUGAUGAUGGGAAGCAGGCUAAACGGGUUGAACUUGAUGGGAGUUUUUCUUCCAAGAAGGUGAAUAUUGGUGAUUCACUUUUUUCCAAAAGUUAUAUUAGCCCAGGAGUUCAUAGUAUUGAAUAUGGGAACAACUGUAAAGAAGAUUUUGGUAUAUCACAUGGUAAACUCAGUCAUGUUUCCGGAAGAGAAAGCCAUAUUGGAUCUUCAACAGUGGGACAUAUGGAUGACAGAUCAUGCUUGGAGCAAAAUCUUAGCUUCCUUCCUUAUGAAUCUUCUAGAAUGCCCAAGCUGAUGUCCGGUUCUGCAUAUCCUGAAUCUUGCCCUCUAGAGCCGUCUCUUGAAGGGUUUAGGAACUUCACAGACUAUCAAAAGCAGAACAGUCCAUAUGAAAAAUGUUUGCAACCCCUUGAAUCAUCCUUUAAUGGUUCUAUAUCAGUAACAAGAUCUACACCAGCUGUGGUCCUUAGGCCUCCACCUGCCGGAAACAGUUUAUUAGCAGAAAAUGCUACUCAUAAAACAGUGGACGUUGACAAUAUUUCAGGCGUCCUCAAGGCCGAAUUUGAUGACAGUAAUAGAGCAAAACAGAAUGAUCUGUACCUAGGACCAAUAGAAGGUUCCUUUGAUGCAGGCCAAUUCACAUCUCAGAAGAAAGGUAAUGAUCACAUACCUUUUACACCGCCUUCAGUGAAGGAAUUGUCGAGCCAAGUGCAUUCUAAGGAAAUCUUAGAUAACAAAAUCAAAGCACGAUGUGGAUCUCAUCUGCCUGAUAUAAAUGUCUCAAAUGACGUCUCUUUGGCUGUUAACAGUGUUCAAGUUGUGAAGCCUAUUGAGAAUUCUUCAUAUUGCUUAGAUAAUUAUGCUCCUGCAGUUGACUCGCCCUGUUGGAAAGGAGCACCAGUUUCUCAUUUUUUGGCAUUUGAUGAUGUUGAAGUUGGCAAGUCGCCUUGUUUUAAGAAGAAAUCUGAAGAAUGUUAUGAUUUUGAUCAUGAAACGCAUAAGCUUUUCCUCUCAUUAGAUGAUUCCAAGAGAGCUUCCUCUCAAAAGCAAUUUGAAGGCCAUAAGAGUGACGAAAAUCGAUGUGCAGGAAAUAUCAUGCCACUGCCUCCUUCUUCUGAGAGUAACUGUGAUGCUAAAUGUCCAACUAUAGAAGAGAGUUCAACAGAUGCUUUAAAAGAUGGAUUUGAGAUUUCAUCUAUGAAUAGCAGAAAAGGAGUUGGGAUAUCUAAUCCCCUUCACAAGCCUAGAAAAGAAUUUUCCCCGAACGACUCAGUGAGUUGUUAUGACCAGAAAAUAACCAAUGCAAAGCAUUCCAGUGCUGAAGCGAGUGAUAUCCCAUAUAGAAAGCUUGGUUUACAGGCUAGUACUGCUAAUUCUGUGACGACCUUUAAUGAUUCUUCCGAAGGUGGCGCUGUUGCGUUUCAUGCUGCAGAAAACGUCUUGUGUUCACCUUCUUCACAGGAAGAUGCCUCUGAGGUUGCAAAAGAAGGCCCUGAUCCAAAUUUGGAUGUUCAAUCAAUUAUUAAUGCAAUCCGUGCUCUUUCAGAGUUGCUUGUGAAGAAUUCUAAAAGUGAUGCAAUUGCUCUGGAAGAACAUAACUUUGAUGCCCUUAAGCACGUGAUCAGCAAUCUUGAGGCAUGUAUGACUAGGAAAAUUGUUCAUAGAACUCUGAACAAGGAUCCAAUUGUUUCCACAGGAGACAUUUCGGGUAAAAUUGUGGAUACUCAUGAUAUGGCUACUCUUGCAGGCAAGCCUCAAGUUACAAAUGAAGCUCUGAACUCUCAUGCACAUCUAGAUUAUCAGCAACUUCAUGAAGAGAAGAGAGGUGACCUUUUUCCUGGUAAGAAAGCUGAGAGUUCAUCACUUCUUUCACCCUUAAGGGGUGAUGCGGACUUAUCAACAGACGAUAAUAUGGCCCAGGCUAUAAAGAAGGUCCUCGAAGAGAAUUUCCUCUAUGAUGAAGAAAUGGAACCGCAAGUGCUUCUCUUUAAAAACUUGUGGCUCGAGGCAGAGGCUAAAUUAUGUUCCAUCAGCUAUAAAGCUCGCUUCGAUCACAUGAAGAUUGAAAUGGAAAAGUUCAAAUCCAACAAGGAAGAAGGAAACAUCGCGGUUGUUGAGAAGAUGUUGAAAUUUCAGAAUUCACCUAAUCCAAGAACAGAAUCCAAUCGGCCACCUGCGGAUCAAGAUGGUGCAUUUCCGAAACUCGUGUUCCAGAAUGCUUCUGUUCCUAGUACAAGUGGCAAUGCUGAUGAUGUUGUGUCUGUGAUGGAAAGAUUCCAUAUAUUGAAAUCUCGGAAAGACAGCAAAGAUUCAGUAAAGUCAGAAGAGGAACUGCAAGAAAUGGUUGAUUGUGAGCAUGCAGGUUCGAAAACCCCUGCCCAUAACAACGGUGAUGAUGUGGAGGCAUCGGUCAUGGACAGAUUCUGUAUGUUGAAAUCACGGAAUGACAACUCGAGACUAAUAAAUAUAGAAGAUGAACAACAGCCCAUGAAGGAUGAUUUUGAGUAUAUGGGUAAGAAAAACCUCGGGCCAUGCACGCAAGACCAAUCAGAAGGUGAAAACUUAAAUGUGGACAUGAAACCUUAUUUCCCUCUACGAACUGGCAGUCUGGAUGAAGGAAAUUUUGGCUCUUUUGUUGACGCGCGUGGAUAUGAAUCUGGGAAAGAGCUCCAUCUCCCUGUCACAAAUGAUCAGGUGGUCAUCCAGUCAUUAACUAAUGACAUGCUGAUAAAUCAAUUUUCUUCAGGAUGGUAUGAUAAUUCCUCUUCAGAUUGGGAACAUGGCUGUGAUGGAUCUGUGCUGAUCGACUCGACUCCAUCCAACAUAGCAGAGAAGGAUUCUCCAGCUAAUAAUCCAAGCCUUAGAGGGUUCGAAGUCAUUGACAGUGCAAAGGCUAGACUUGAAGCUAUAUGCCAAGGAGUUGUUUCAUGUGCUGAUAUACUGGCUUUUGCAGCAAGGGAUAGUGUUGAAAUUACAGGAGGAUUUGGCUAUGAUGUUCCUGCUGGUAGAAGAGAUGGUAGAAUUUCUUUAGCUUCUGAGAUACCAGCAAACUUGCCACCUUCCACCUUCAAUGUAGAUCAACUCACUCAAAGCUUCGCAAAUAAGGGAUUUACGCAAGAUGAAAUGGUUACGCUUUCUGGUAAGUCGACUUGUUCAUACUACAUCGCAACUUGUGGCAUGGUGCUCACACCAUUGGCCGCUCUCAUUGCACUUCCUUCAGUGGCAGACUUUACAGUUUCAACUCUUACUGCAACGGCUGCUCAAGUUAUUAAAAAUGCACAAAACCAAUUUAUAUGGAGAAGUAAAUUUGCAGCUGCAAUGGUGAAGAUGGGUCAAAUUGGAGUCUCGACUGGUGAUGCCGGAGAGAUCCGAGCAGAGUGUAGAGUGAUCAAUGGUUGA